AUGGGGCCAAAGGGUAAGGCUACGCCAUCACAAGCGGCAGCGUCCAAAUCCUCGACAGCAGGCCAGAUGGCGAGCACUUCGACAGAGCCACACAAGGCGCCAGAUGCGAUACCUCUGCCUGCAUCUCAGCAAGCCCAGAACCCUCAAUCAGGCGGCUCUAUGCCUCACAGUCCGGCAUCUGCCGUCAUGAGCAACGCGGAAAGCACGAGCGUAGGCAGCGUCUUUACAGACGACGAGGAGAAGAUGAGCGACUAUGAGAAAGGUGGAUAUCAUCCGGUGUACAUAGGCGAGACAUUCAGUAACGGGCGAUACGUCGUCGUGCGCAAGCUUGGUUUCGGCCACUUCAGUACUGUCUGGCUCGCAAGGGACAACAAAGAGAACAAACAUGUUGCACUGAAAGUCGUCAAAUCGGCUUCACACUACCGCGAGACUGCAAUAGAUGAGAUCAAGCUGCUCCAGAAGGUUGUCUCUUCUGAUCCACGCCACCCGGGAAGGCGGCACGUCGUCAGUUUAUUGGAUCACUUCAAUCAUGAAGGGCCGAACGGCUCGCAUGUGUGCAUGGUCUUUGAAGUCUUGGGCGAGAAUUUGCUCGGCCUAAUAAAGCGGUAUCAGAACCGAGGCGUACCAGAGCAUAUCGUCAAGCAAAUCAGUAGACAGGUCCUGCUCGGGCUGGACUAUAUGCACCGGUCCUGUGGCAUCAUACAUACCGACCUCAAGCCGGAGAACGUGCUCAUAUGUAUCGAAGAUGUCGAAGCGGUCGUGCGUGCAGAACUCGAGACCAGUCCUGCAGCAGUACCGACGAAGCUCGUCGGUGUUCCUCCCUCGCAAGGACGAGGCGGUGCCCAGACGCCGAGAGGAGAAGGCAUCUUCAUCAUCGGUUCACAGCCGCUACCUUCGCCAAGCUCGAGCUUCGGAACAAGUCCAGGAAUGGACAAGCUUGGAUUCGCCAUGUCCAAGAUAUCAGAUGACGGCUCUGCAAGCGGCGCGAGCGGACCUGCUUCGCGGAUGAGCUCAAGCUCUGCGCACGAUCAUUCGGGCGCAGACGGGCUAGGCAAGGGACUCGAUAAAGUUCAGCUAGACGGUGGUAGCGAUUGGCAAAAGACGGAACCUGCACAUCACUCUCGCGCGGGCCCGUCUUUGCUAUCUCAGAUGGCGCCAGGGCAGUCCCAGUCACCAGCGACACCAGGCAGUCCAGCUUCGCCGGGAGAUGAUAAGAUGUCCAUCUCUGGCACGUCUGCUGUCUCACAUCCCUCGCCGCCAAGUGCUCUUCCCGACACGCCAAAUAGGCCCGCGCCUGCAGCCGGUGAUCCCUCGACGUUACCGCCUAACGCGCCGUACGAUCCUUCAACGCUCGAACGGAUCACUGUCAAGAUUGCAGACUUGGGCAAUGCGUCCUGGACAGACUAUCACUUCACCUCCGAUAUUCAGACGAGACAAUAUCGAAGUCCGGAAGCGAUCUUGGGCGCGCCUUGGGGCACUACAGUGGAUAUGUGGAGCGCUGCUUGUAUGAUCUUUGAGCUCUUGACGGGCGAUUAUCUCUUCGAUCCUGCUGCUGGCUCGCGCUACAACAAAGACGAUGAUCACAUGGCGCAGAUGAUCGAGCUCUUGGGGCCAAUGCCGAGGCAUAUCGCGCUCGCAGGCAAGUUUAGUACAGAGAUCUUUAACCGCAAAGGUGAACUGAGACAUAUCCACAAGCUCAAAAGGUGGCCAUUGGAAUCAGUCCUGAUGGAAAAGUACCUCAUCAACGAAGACGACGCGGAGCAUCUGCGGUCAUUCCUCGAACCGAUGCUCAACUUCCAUCCCGACAAGCGAGCUCCCGCGGAUGUGAUGAUCAAACAUACUUGGCUAGAGGGAAUCAUGGUAGCAGGCGAGAUGGAAGCAGUUGAACGAGAGCGAAGCGAGAGCGCUCCUGUGGAAGUACCCGAAGUCGUCAUGAACUCAGACCACACGCUCUCUGCCGCGAGUGCUCGACAGAUUGUCGAUCUCCAUCCGGACGCAGCAGACGCGCUUAAACCGCUCAACAAGACGGAAUCGCCCGCGGGCAAGAAGAUCUCGCCAGGAGGAUACCAACGAUCGAGCUCGGCAGACCAGACGCCGACUCGAUCUGCAGAUGCAUCGCAUAUCACUAUACGGCAGUCGCCUGCGGCUGGACAACAAGGAUCUCCGCUGAGGAAGGCUACUCAGCUCGCGACCUGA
Messenger RNA from Mixia osmundae IAM 14324, 2196 nucleotides. RefSeq lists its product as uncharacterized. Gene Ontology annotation, biological process: spliceosomal complex assembly; protein phosphorylation; regulation of mRNA processing. The record is from RefSeq and is a predicted model, not a curated record. Gene Ontology annotation, molecular function: ATP binding; protein kinase activity. The transcript has 10 exons. NCBI's taxonomy places the organism in Eukaryota, Fungi, Basidiomycota, Mixiomycetes, Mixiales, Mixiaceae. The coding region runs from base 1 to 2196 and encodes 731 amino acids.